Messenger RNA from Dendrobium catenatum, 701 nucleotides. RefSeq names its product terpene synthase 10-like. The transcript has 3 exons. NCBI's taxonomy places the organism in Eukaryota, Viridiplantae, Streptophyta, Magnoliopsida, Asparagales, Orchidaceae. The record is from RefSeq and is a predicted model, not a curated record. Bases 51 to 701 code for a protein of 216 amino acids. Gene Ontology annotation, molecular function: terpene synthase activity.
UCUCCAGCUUUUCUUCUUGAUUUCUGCCUUUGUAUUCUUUAAUAAGAAGAAUGAACUGCCUCCCUUCUUCUUCAAAUCUUUGUCUUUCUACUGAUUUUGUGCAAAAAUUUGGCUUCUUCCUGCCAUUAAAAAUACCGCACAGCGCUCAGUCUUUCUCAUCAACUCCAUACCUUCGCCUUUGCAAGAAGUGUUACUCUGUUGCUUCGAACUCUUCCACUUCCCUUCGAAGAACAACAAAUUAUCAGCCGAGCUUAUGGGAUGACAGUCAAAUACAGUCUCUGAAUACUACUUCUUUCACUGGAGAUGUGCAUGAAAAGAGAAGAGAGAAGCUGAAGGAGGAUGUGAAGCGUCUUAUUAAGGAGAAGAGUUUUGCUGAUCAGCUGGAGCUUUUUGAUUCAUUGCAAAAGCUUGGGGUGGCUUAUCAGUUUGAAGAGGAAAUCAAAUAUUUAUUAAAUUUGAUGAAAUAUUCAGAAGAGAAGUUAAGAAUGGAAUUCACUGAGGACGUUCAUGUCAUGGCCUUGUAUUUUAGGCUUUCAAGGGAGCAUGGCUUUGAGGUCUCCAAAGCAAAUUGCGUUGACACUAUUUGCCACCACCCGCCAUUAUCUAUUGGUCGUCGCAGCCAUCGCCAGCAUCCCCGCUCGCUAAAGGCCACCACCAUCUGCCUACGGCCAUCUCCACUAUCGCUUCCGCUAGAGGUGUAA